CUAUUCUUGUAUUUCCUUGGAAGCCAAUCCUUCAAAGCAUUGGUGAUUACUGAUUGGUGUUGUCAUGAAAGCAUACUUGGUUAUGGGAUUGACCAAGGUAGUAUAUAUUGCUAUUUUUGAGCUUAUGUUGUUCUGUGGCAGGUUUAAUGUUACCUAUGAUUCAACCUUGGAACCAAACAUUAGAUAGCUAAUUAUGCCCAUAGAGCCAAACUUAACCUAACAUUGUUUAAGUAGCAAGGUUCAUUGCAAGGUGCUCACAAACUGAAUAUUUAUGUUGAAGCUGAUACAUUUUUUUUGUUUUUGUUUUAGUUGGCCUUUUAGUAUUAGAAUCUCGGCUGAGAGGGGUGAAACUGAAACCAAUUUCUAAGCUCCCAACCAUGGAGGAAAGUGGGGGACAGAUUUGGGCUUUGGAGCAUAUGUCAUUGCACCAUAGUGUCAAAUUUAGCUAUGGAACUACAUUUCCUCGGUUUUUACAUUGGCCUCAUCUUACCUUAGGGAGGAAGAAACUCUCCACAAUGUUUGAAAACACUUCGAUAUGUCAACAAAUAGCUGCAUCAAAUGAAGAUCUUGAACAUGAAAUUGUGAAGGAAGCCAUGCAAAUGGCACCUCGUGGUUUUCUCCAGUGGCAUCAGCCUGUUUGCCAAUCAAGAUAUGCCGCACAUGAUAUUGAUGUUUUAGAUGCAAAGGUUAAGGAUCUACAAGAGAAGAUAUUCAUCCUUGAGGAAGAAUUGAGAAUGAUAGAUCUGAAUCUACCAACAUCACCUCAGUUUAUUGAUCCAACCACUAUUACUUGUUCUUUGGGUGAAGAAACCAUAUUGUUUGAAAAUAUGAACGGUGGAUCCCCAUCUGUCCCAUCUGUGCUUGACGUUUCCAUAUUUGAUGCAGGUGAAGGUCAUAAUAUACCCCAUGAUACCGAUCCACCUGAGCAACAACGAUCAAAUAUGUACACAAGGCGGAAAGACCAACCUAGGAAACGUGUGGGCAGCUUGGUCUGCCGGACGCCUUGGACAACAUAUCAAAGGAAAAAGAAGAAGAUUCAAUAG
Messenger RNA from Lotus japonicus, 1043 nucleotides. RefSeq lists its product as uncharacterized. Bases 378 to 1043 code for a protein of 221 amino acids. The transcript is spliced from 4 exons. Lineage: Eukaryota; Viridiplantae; Streptophyta; Magnoliopsida; Fabales; Fabaceae. The record is from RefSeq and is a predicted model, not a curated record.